CAGUAACAACAUUUUGCAUGCCUUCCCCAUGCAUCCUGGAGAGUCAAAUGCAUCAGUACACGAAACUCAUUAGAAGUUGUGGGGUGUCAAGUGCAUGAUCAUCUGACAUCUGCUAUUUUUAUUCUCCCCCAAGGCGUUGAUAUUCUUCUAAGCCGGCCACCACCUGUGUUAAUAUUCUUUUCCUCUUGCCCAAUUGGUCGCAAGGAUUGUGGUAGUCCUUUUUGUCUUUAACUAGAAAAUCUUGGUGCUCAGAAAGUCAGAAUCAACCCACAAGAUUUCUUACUGUUGUAUGAUCAAAUACUAUUUAUCAUUCAAGCAAUAUAUAGUUUUAUGGUUUGGUGGUAGAGUUACUUAUGUUAUUAGUCAUAGGGAGAAUGAUAUGAAGUUGAAUCAUGCAUAAUAUAAUGGGCUUAUGGAGUGAGUUUGUGUUAUUUUGGCAGUGGAUGUUGACUACAUGGACAGAUGAUGAGUGUAAGCUGAUAUUGGAGAAUUGCUGGAAGGCACUGCCUGCUGGAGGAAAGCUGAUCGCAUGUGAGCCAGUGUUGCCCAAGGAAUCAGACGAUAGCCAUAGAACACGUACUCUUCUGGAAGGAGAUAUUUUUGUGAUGACCAUUUACAGGGCCAAGGGAAAGCAUAGGACCGAGGAAGAGUUCAAGCAGCUUGGUCUCUCUGCAGGUUUCCCUCAUUUUCGCGCAUUCCAUGUCCAUGUUGAUGAUUUCUUCACUGUCUUGGAAUUUCAGAAGUAAAAGGGAAGAACUCCACGAUAAGAAUGAAGUAAAAGAUUUUCAAUCUUCAUAUUUCUGUUCUUGUUUUCAGUUCUUCUGAAUACUUAUCAGAGAUGUCUAUAGGCUACCUCUGUAUCUAGUAUGAAUAAGCAGAAGAUCAAAAUGUCACAAAUAUUAGUCAAAAUGUUACAAAUAUCAGCAAGUAUGAAUUAAAUCAUCCUCCCUAUCGUCAAAAAUAGGCAUUUUGGUUGAGAUGUACUCUUCUUGAAGCCAUUGAUCCCCAUCAAUGAAUGAAAUGUUCAUGAAAGG
Molecule: messenger RNA, 1034 nt
Organism: Rubroshorea leprosula
Lineage: Eukaryota; Viridiplantae; Streptophyta; Magnoliopsida; Malvales; Dipterocarpaceae
Source: the annotation of a GenBank genome assembly